This is a messenger RNA of Paramormyrops kingsleyae, 904 nucleotides long. The record is from RefSeq and is a predicted model, not a curated record. NCBI's taxonomy places the organism in Eukaryota, Metazoa, Chordata, Actinopteri, Osteoglossiformes, Mormyridae.
AGUGUGGACCACAGUGGAGAGUACAGGGACAGACCAGGCUUACAGAAAUACUCCUGCCCGCUGACGUUGGACCUCAAGACACCACACAGACGUCUGUCUCUGUCAGAGGGGAACAGGAAAAUGACAUGGGGGGCAGAGCGACCAUAUACUGAUCAUCCAGAGAGAUUUGACUGCUGCACCCAAGUUCUGUGCAGAGAGAGUCUGACUGGCCGCUGUUACUGGGAGGCUGAGUGGGAUGGAUAUAGAGCUGGGAUAGGAGUGACUUAUAAAGGAAUCAGGAGGAAAGGAGGGAGUGACUGUCGGCUUGGAAACAAUGACAAGUCAUGGAGUCUGCGCUGUGAUCCUGACAGUUACUCUGUCCGGCACAAUAAUAACAAGACUCUCAUACCGAUAGAGCCCUCAGGCUCCCGCAGAGUAGGAGUGUAUCUGGACUGGGAGGCUGGUACUCUGUCCUUCUACAGAGUCUCCUCCGAAGGACUGACCCUCCUGCACAGGGUCACCUCCUCAUUCACUGAGCCCCUCUGUCCAGGGUUUGGGGUUUAUCCAGGCACCUCAGUGUCACUGUGCAUGCUGGGAUAGCUCACUGCCUGCUGGAGGAAUCAUUUUUACUACAUAAGCAUAUAAGAAACUUACAAACGAGAAGAGGCCAUUCGGCAAAUCAAGCUCGUUUGGGGAGAACUUACUGUAUCAGUGUGACGUUGCUGGUUCUUCACGGUAAAUCUCUUCUCUUUAACCUGUAUAAUCUUUUUUUACUCUGAAAUUAUGUUUCACAAAAAUAAACGACUGGGUUUGGUGAGCUGAGCAAACAAUAAUAACUUUUUCUCUCUGACUAAAAUCUAAUGUACAAUAUAUAUAUUUGUCUAUAUAAGUAUAAGCCUAAAUAAAGGUGGUCCAUGCCUAUAAA